CAAAACCAAAACCUAAUACCAGAGAGACACAGAGAGAGGCAUUAGGGAACCUGAAAGGUAUUACUGUCGUCCUUAAUGGCGAAAGGGUGGGUCAAGUCGCUACAAUGCAAAUCCAGAGCAGUAAACGACGUCGUUCACCUUCAGCCCCAUCACCACCACCACACAGCAUCUAAAAGCCACCACCUCAUACCCAACAGUGCAAGUUGCAGAAAAAGCUAUCAAAAUCUCAAAGACGUUGUUCAAACCACCAAACACAACAAACCUACAAAAGAUAAACCACCACAGACACCACCUACCAAACAACCCAGUUCAAAAAAACCCGAACUCGUUUCAAACCAACCCACUCACCGUCCUCGAACCAGUGCGGCCACGCGCCACUCACGUGCCUCAGACCCACUCUUUCCAGCUCUCACAGAACUCCCGGAGGGCCACCCUUCGCGCAAUGUGGUAGAGAUAAUCUUCCAUACAAGCUGGUCACCGAAAGCAUUCUCGGGUCAGAUCGAAAUGGUUUUCAAGGUCCAGAAUUUGAACCGAACAGAGAUCCGAUUUGAAGAAUAUCGCCAGGUAGUGAAGUCUCGGGCUGGUUCAGGAGAGGAGGAAGGUGGCAGUGAAGACCACGCUCGGUGUGUUGCGGAUGGGAAUGAGGUGAUGAGGUUUUAUUGCUUGGGGCCCAACAAUGGUGGCGCGUACGAUUCAUGCAGUGGCGUUUAUACUUUUUAUGGAAGAAAAGGGGCGGCAAUAUGUACGUUUUCAGGGAGCGGACCGGCCCAUGAAAAUGCCGGCGGUGGGAGGGGUAGGAGGGCAAUGUUAGUUUGUCGGGUCAUAUCGGGACGGGUUUGCAAGCAACUCGGGUUUGACUCGCUGUUGGGAAGACGAGUUGGUUUUGACUCGGUGAGUAGGGCCAAUGGCGAGUUGCUAGUGUUUGACUCUCGUGCGGUAUUGCCUUGCUUUCUCAUCCUCUAUAAAUUGUAAAAUUAAAUUCCAAGAAGAUCC
Ilex paraguariensis (yerba mate) is the source of this 993-nucleotide messenger RNA. NCBI's taxonomy places the organism in Eukaryota, Viridiplantae, Streptophyta, Magnoliopsida, Aquifoliales, Aquifoliaceae. The record is from the annotation of a GenBank genome assembly.